This is a messenger RNA of Rotaria sp. Silwood2, 2289 nucleotides long. The record is from the annotation of a GenBank genome assembly. Lineage: Eukaryota; Metazoa; Rotifera; Eurotatoria; Philodinida; Philodinidae.
AUGGCUUCUGGAGUUCGUGAUCUUAAUGAUCGACAACGUUUUCUCGACAUUAACGAAGAACCAGAUGAACCAUUACCUCCAUUACCGAUGCCCGUUAAUGGAGAAAAAGGAAUACAAUCAUUAGGUGAAUGUGUGAAACCCAUUCUUAAUUUAAAAUUAGUUGACGAUUUAUUAAAUAAAGUGGCAUAUUCAUUAGAAAAAUGUAAACACCCAAAAGAUGAUCUUACACAAGAUCAGUCGGCUGCAUUAUAUCUAUACUCACUUCAGACUUCGUUUUAUACGAGGUUUAAUGGUGCAUUACGUAAUGAAGAUCGCACAAAAGCAGUACCGUUUUAUGACUAUUAUAGGUUGUUUAUGUUUGCACUAAACAAAUUACCAUCAAUUCAAGAUAAUGUGUGGCGUGGUGUUACUGCCAAUCUGAACGAUCAAUAUAGUAAAGGUAGCAUCCAUAUAUGGCAUGCUCCUAGUUCAUGUUCAGAUCAAGUACAUGUAACUGAUUCAUUUCUCGACAAAAAUAAGCAUCGAACAUUAUUUAAUAUUAAAUGUUACAAUGGCAAGUCAAUUAAAAAUCAUUCACACUAUCCGAACGAAAAUGAAACUAUUUUACCACCUGGUACAUGUAUACGAGUUAAAUUACAGUCAAAUCCAGCUGAUAAAUUGUACAUUAUUUCUUGUGAAGAAAUUAUGCUCACUCCUGAAGAAAUGAAUAAUCUUUUAGCAACUGGAGCUAUUGCUACUGCAUCAGCUAUAAUGCCUAUGACAACGUCAGUCUUGUAUUUGUUAUGGCUCGAUCCAAAUGUUAACAAAUCAAAAGAAAAUGUAGCAACACAAGGAGAGUUACGCACUUUGUUCAAAGAUGAUUUUCAAACGUUUGACAAAGCUGACGAAUGUGAAUUGUCUAUCAAUCAAAAGAAAAAUGAUCGUAUAGUUUUAAUUGUUAGUGGACAACUCGGACGAAAAAUUGUACCGGAAAUUCAUGAUUUGCCACAGAUGGCAUGCAUUUUUUUAUAUUGUAUGGACAAAGAAGCAAAUGAAAAAUGGACAAAAAACUAUACAAAAGGAGAACGAUUAGAUAAUAUUGAUGAAAAAUCUAUUGAAUUAUUACGAACAAAAUUCUUUGUUUAUGAAACUGAAGGAAUUCAAUGUCAAUUAACUUUUCAAAAUCGAACAAUUACACUUAAUUCAACAGAAUGCAGUUCAUGUGCAUUGGAACAUGAAAAAAAUAAAGUUACUUUAUAUAUUCAAAAAGAUAUUUCAACUCUUGAUUAUAUUGAUAUUGCUACGGAAUUAACACGAUUUGUUUAUAAAAAGCCACUUGAUGCAUUAGUUCAUUCUAUCAGUGAUAAACUUGCUUCACCGUUAGAAACACUCAAACGACGUGGAAUUCCUGUUGAUCGAUUGUUAAAACUUGCACCACAACAAUUAGUUAAGUUAGAAUUACAAAAUGAAAAAAUAAAAAUCGAGAAGAAUAAUGUUGAAAAACUUCCAUUAAAACAACAAGAAUCAUUAUGUCAAUCAGAAGAAAUUGAAAAAUUCGAUCAAAAUCAACAAAAUGAUCAAAUACAACGAGGAUUUUUUCAAAGUUUAAAAGACUUUUUAGUUCCUAAUCGAUAUUCUUCCUCGUCUUCUUUUUCGAAUAAUUCUAUUGAAAAUAUUUCCAGUACAAUUGAACGAGAUCGUAUAAAUAAUUUUGGACAAAAUAAAUCUUUUGAUGAAGCUGAUAUUAGAACUAUGAUUCGAACAAGUCGAACUUAUUCUGCAAAAGAAUUUAAUCAAUCAGAACAUUCUAGAAAUGAAAGUAAUAAUUCAUGUGAAUAUAUUCCACCUUCAAAUAUGAUUCGUUAUGAUCAUCUUCUUUAUGGAAUUUCUCUUUAUAUUGAUUGUAAUCUAACUUUAACUGAUGCUAUGAUUGAUCAAGGCAAACAACUUGCACGGUUACUAUCUGGUCUUGCAAAAGAUGUUUUUAGCAUGCCCGUACAAACAAUGCAUCUAUUUCGUGAUAUUGACAGUGCACGUAUUGCUUUCAAUAAUAAUGGUGCAUUAUUCUUCAAUCUUCGUUAUUUUGAACAAAUAUUUGCUGAUGAUCUUAAAGCAUAUCUUCCUAAUGCUUCAUCAUCGAUUCCAAUUGUUCGUACUAUAAUUAAUUUUUAUUAUAUGGUUGCUUGUCAUGAAUUAUCACAUAAUAUUGAUUCAAGUCAUGAUUUAAAUUUUAUUAAUCGUCUUGAAAAAGUUUCCGUUCGAUUUAUGGAUUUAAAAGAUACAUUUCUAUCCAAAUUUUCUUUUCAAUAA